AUGCCUCCCCGAGGAGCACCUGGUUAUGAAAGAGGCAGUGGGAGAGGCGGGCCGCCGGGACUUGGUAGUGCGCGUGGCGGCUCAUCUGCAGGUCGCGGUACACCACCGAGUCGCGGUACGCCGCCUUCGGGACCUGGUACGCCCAGAGGAGGCCCAGGUCGCGGGACGCCUAGAGGAGGUGGUGGACCGCCUCGCGGCGGCGCCUCACUCAGAGGUGGCCCUGCACCAUCUGGAGGCACCUCAUCGCAGAUCCCAGCCCACGUCGAAGCCAUCGGGAUCAAGCGCCCUGGAGUUGGUACCGCUGGCCGCAAUCUGGAAGUGAUCACAAACCACUUCUUGACUACGAUCCCGCAGGAUCCGAUCAACCAUUAUGAUGGUACGUUUAUCAACUCCGGAUCCGAGCUGACUUUGCCCAUACGGGUCACGUUUGAACUCAUCAAGCGACUCCAGCUCAAUGUCGCGCCUAAUGUGUUCUCGCCACGCGGAGUCUACGAUGGCCGCAAGAACUUUUUCACCGCUCGUGCGCUUUCGUUUGGCGAUAGCGCUGAGUUCGAUGUUUCGCUCUCAGAUGCGCCAUCCCCCGGAAUGCAACAGGAGGACCAACCCCCACGACGUGGUCCCAAGUACUACAAGAUUCGCCUGACCCGUGUCGCAGAGAUCAACCCCGAAGUCCUUGCGCGGUUCCUGGAAGGUCGCCAAUCUAACGAUGAGCGCGUUCUCACAGCGAUCACAGCACUCAAUGUAGUUGUGCGCAUGCAACCUUCGCUCAACUUCCCGUUCAACGUCCGAUCUUUCUUCACCGAUGCGGAGACUCGCGACAUCGGCGCUGGAAUCGUGCUCUGGCGUGGAUACUUCCAGUCUGUCCGGCCGGCACUCAACAAAAUGUUGAUCAACGUCGAUAUCUCGACAGGCGCGAUGUAUAAGCCGCUAUCCCUCAUGGCCCUGUGCCUCGAUUUCUUUGGGCGCCCCCACAACAAUGGCAAUCCCAACGUCCAGCAAGCCAGCGUCAUGGCUCCGCGUCGCGGGCUCCCCGAUCGCGAACGCGUCCGCGUGCAGCGGUUCGUGAGCGGUGUGCGCGUGAGUAACACGUACAGAGCGCGCAAUCAGGGCGGAGGGCCUGCCGCAAGCCGUGCACGGACCGUCAGGCGCUUGACCAAGGAGGGCGCGAACGAUCUCAGCUUCACGGGCGAUGAUGGCCAGCAGAUCACGGUGGCCAACUACUUCCGCCAGCUUUUGAACCGUCCCCUCCAAUUUCCGGAGGCGAUUUGCGCGGAGCUCAAUACCAAAGCGAUUAUCCCGCUUGAGCUGCUUCAGGUGCUCUCAGGCCAGAUCUGCAAGAAGCAGAUACCGCCUGAGAAGACGAACGACGUGCUUGAAUUCUCGACGAAGAAGCCCCAGGAUCGAUUGCAGAGCAUCCGCAACGGGUUGGCUGUCCUUGCAUAUGGUCAAUCGGAAUACGUUCGUCAGUUUGGGAUGAACGUCACCACGGAGCCUCUCAAAGUAAAUGCUCGUGUACUCGUCCCGCCGACGCUCAAAUACGGUGCUCAAAGCAAGCAGCCGACAAUCACGCCCCGAGACGGAGCGUGGAAUAUGAUCGACAAGCGCGUCUAUUUGCCGUGCUCGCGUGUGGAGCAGUGGAUCGUGAUCAUUUACGACCAACAGCGCAGGUUCGACGGUAGGACUGUCGACGGCAUGGUCGAUGGGUUGAUGCAGGCUUGCAACGUUGUCGGUAUACAAAUGCCGAACCAUCCUGCGGUUGUUAGAUACGAGAACGGACAAGGAAUCAUCGGCGAUCAAUUGCGUAACGCUGGCAUGGAAUGUAGGCAGAAGACAGGUAACCUGCCGAACUUGAUCGUGGUCAUCCUCCCCGAAGGCGGAAACGACAUAUACAGUGCUGUCAAACACUUUGGGGAUGUCACUGCGGGUGUCGUGACGCAGUGCAUGAAGUCUAUGAAAUGCAGCCGCGCAAAAAUGCAGUACUACGCCAACGUCACCUUGAAGCUCAACGUGAAGCUCGGAGGUGUCAACACUAUACCCGACCCUCGUUCUACGUCUAUUCUGUCCGACCCAAGCAACCCCACGGUCGUUAUGGGCGCCGAUGUCAUGCAUCCGGCGCCAGGCACUGUGGGCAGACCGUCCUUUUCCGCCCUCGUGUCUAGUGUCGACAGCGACACCGCAAAGUACAUCGCGACAAUGGGCGUUCAGACUGGAAAGGAGGACAUUAUCGAGAACCUCCAGGCCAUGGUCAAGGAAGUUCUUCAAAUGUAUCUUCAGUAUCGAAAAAUGGCGGAGAAGAAGACAGGUCCGGCACCAAAGCGAAUCAUCUUCUAUCGAGAUGGUAUUUCCGAGGGUCGCUUCAAGGAAGUGUUGGAACGAGAGUUGCGUUGCAUUCGUGAUGCUUGCAAGGAAUUGGGAAUCGCGCCGAAGAUCACAUUCGUCGUCGUCGGCAAGCGUCACCACGUUCGCUUCUUCCCCAAGUCCGAGCGGGACGGCGACAGGAGCGGCAACUGCCCCGCAGGCACAGUCGUAGACAGAGAUGUCGUCAACCCUGUCGAAUUCGACUACUACCUGCAAAGCCAUGGAGGAUUGUUGGGCACCAGCCGGCCUUCGCACUAUAAUGUUCUCUUCGACGAGAACGGCUUCACACCCGAUGGGCUACAAGCCCUCUCUUUCGCGCUGUGCCAUGUUUAUGCACGUGCAACACGUUCCGUAUCCAUCCCAGCCCCCGUCUACUACGCCGAUAUCGUUUGCUCGCGAGCAAAGCACCACUACGACCCCCAGCAAGGACUGGAACUCUCGUUGUCGGAGACGGGUACGAACACCGAAGAGCAGGCGGCGUCCCUGGAGAGAUACAGGGCUGCGUUCAAACAGUUAAACCCGAACAUGAAGAAGCUUAUGUACUUCUGCUGAAGCUGAGUCUGCGGUUGGGCCGUUGAAGAAACGAACGUACGCUGCCGUUUGAGUCGUAAUUGUUUUGUCUUUGCUUUCGUUUGCUUGUGUGUUUUUGUAUGGAGAUUGAUCUUGUUCUCGGUUGCUGUCUUGGCUCUCCGGGCGAGAAAUGCUCGCAAUUCACUUCCCUACGGCCCUUCCAGUAGUACCGUUGUACUUGAAACGGUCUGGCAAUUGCCGGAGUCCUCUCCCUACACUUCUUGACGCUUCUAUAGUAACACUUCAGGUUCAUGGUUCUGCACUGCUGUUGUUAUCGUACGGAACGUUGUAUAAAUUCUUCCACAUACUGUGAGGCCUCGCGACAGCGCGGGUAGCAUGCCUGGUUUCGAAGACGUAGACCGGCGCAUAUUUACACCACAAAUUCC
This is a messenger RNA of Heterobasidion irregulare TC 32-1, 3314 nucleotides long. RefSeq lists its product as uncharacterized. Bases 1 to 2910 code for a protein of 969 amino acids. The record is from RefSeq and is a predicted model, not a curated record. Lineage: Eukaryota; Fungi; Basidiomycota; Agaricomycetes; Russulales; Bondarzewiaceae. The transcript is spliced from 21 exons. Gene Ontology annotation, molecular function: RNA binding; protein binding.